CCAGUCCGCGGCUGCACUGUUUGUCAUUCGUUCACUCAGGGCGCUUGUCUUAUUACAUAUUAUUUAAUACCUAGUAAAUACCACAUUGUGUUGAUAAAAUGGUUCACGUUAGUGUUUCUGUGCCAUUGGAUUGAUAGUGAUGUGAGCAAGAUACUAUGUUGACAACCAAUCAGUGAUUAUUGUCAGGGAUAACAUUAAUAUGGUAUAAACAAGUGUGUGCAUAGUGCAGUGUCUAUUGCAAUGAGUUCGUCUGACGGAGCGGGCACGCGACUCGGCAUGCAGGCGGCUAUAUCAGGUCAGAUAGGUAUCGGGAGCCCGGAAUUCGGGAUGGCCGUGAGUGUGCCGCCGCCGCAGAUGGCCUUCGACUUGCACGCUGUCAGCUGCGGAGACUCCUCCUCGGAGUCACGCUCGCCGGACUUGCCGCCGGCCAAAGCGAGCGAUCGUGAGUCGCGCAUCAUAGCGGAGAAGCAGCGCCGUAGCCAAUACAACUCCCAAAUCCAAGUGAUGACGUCCUUGUUGACGGACAUCGUGCACUCGCAGCGCAAAGUGGACAAGACGAGCGUGCUGCGUCUCGCCGCUAAUAAGCUGCGAAACGAGCAUGUGUUCGGCGACACCAUCACGUGCGGCCAUGUCGAGACUUGGUCUCCAGCCUUCCUAAAAUAUUUUGAUCUCCUCGGCGGCUUCAUGAUAUCAGUCACGUGCCGCGGCCGUAUUUUUAACGUCUCACCUAACAUACAAGAGAAACUAGGCUAUUGUCAUGUUGACCUGUUGGGCCAAGAUAUUUAUAAUUAUAUACAUCCAGAAGAUACAGCAAUUCUACGUCAGCACAUCUAUCCUCCUGAACUUCAAAAGGGUUGUGACAACUCAUUCAUAGAGCAGCGCCAUAAUUUUACAAUUCGCAUAGUAAGGGCUGGUGCUCGGUCCGAUCCACCAAGGUAUGAGCGAUGCCGACUAGAUGGUACACUCAGACGUGCAGACAGAGCCACUGCAGUAGGGGUCCAGGAUGAGCAGAUUAUUAGAAGGCAAAGAGUGAGGCACAAUCGCACUUUCUCCUCAAGUGGAAAUGAUUUUGUAUUUAUUGGCAUGGUACAUGUUGUUACAAACAACAUGCCGCCUCGCAUCAUGUUGCCCACAGCCUACUCUGAAUACUGGACCAGGCACCUGGUAGAUGGGCGCAUAGUGCAAUGUGAUCAGAGCAUAUCCCUGGUGGCUGGGUACUUGACGGAGGAAGUUACAGGCACAUCUGCCUUCUUUUUCAUGCACAAAGACGAUGUGCGAUGGGUAAUUUGUGUUCUGCGGCAGAUGUAUGAUCAAAGCCGGGAAUUUGGCGAGUCCUAUUACAGACUGAUGUCUCGCACUGGCCAUUUUAUAUACAUGAGAACUAGAGGUUUUUUAGAAAUAGACAGGGACACAAAGAAAGUACAAAGCUUUGUAUGCGUUAAUAGUGUAAUAGGGGAUGACUAUGGUCGUAGAAUGAUGGAGGAGAUGAAACGAAAGUACUCUGUGAUAGUGGAUAUGAGCCAGGAGCAAAAUGAAAAGGUCACAGUUGGUGAUGAUGCACCAGUGGAGCACCCAAAAAAACUAGAGCGUAUUGUAAUGCACUUGGUAGAACCUUCUUCAAUUGAAGGUUCGGAAGAGUUAAAGUUGGUGCCUCCUUCAAAAGAGAACAUUAUUUCUGCCAUUAAGAAUAGUGAAAAGGUAGUUGAAGAGACAGGAGUGAGGUUUGACUGUCGGAAACGAAAGAUGAACUCUUUCCAAAGUGACCAAAGUGAUGCUUUAAAAAGGCACAGUGGACUUAUGGAAUAAUUUGAUCUGUUCAUAGACAUUCACAGAUGUAAGUUAACUAAGUAGGGACAUUCCUUGUGGGGAUGAUGACCAAUGUUAAAAAUCUUUUUUUCCUGGCAGCAAUUUGAUCCUCUAGUUUUUUUAAAUAUUUAAGUUUAGUCUCUGACAUGACUGAUCUCAGAGCAAUCAAAAAAUGUAAAUAUAGUUAAUUGUUUUCAAAUUUGUAUAGAUAUUUUUUAUAGAUUUUUAUUUUACUUGAUAUUUUUCUUUGUCUGGUUCAAAUUCAAUAUUUUAGUAAUUAUGAAGGAUUGAAUGUAACUGGAACUAGAUAUUAUUAAUAAGCUUUCUAUGUAAUUUUAUACAUAAAUGGGAUAGUUAAGUUAAAAGUAGAUAUUAAGAAAAUCAAUUGUAUGUGGCUUUCAAUAAUGAGUUUUUGAAAUGAAUCUUAUAUGCAUAAAGCAAGGUUAUUAAUGCAACUGAAUUAAGUGAGAUUUGAACUAGUGAUGGUUUCACUCAAAUUGUAGAAGCAUGUACCACUACCUAUAUACUGUUGGCAUAUAGGGAACUAUCUAUCCACCAAAUUUUGUCGAUGUCUCAGGAAAAAAAAUGUACAAAGAAAAAAAAUCAGCCCAUCAAAGUUAUGCCUACAUUUUUGCCUUAUCACAAUGCAAUAAAUGUCAAAGUGUUAACAUAUCUUUGAUAUCCAUUUACCUACUCUUGUUCCAUUAACAGCACAUCAUUUUAUGGCGAGUGUUGACCAAUACCUACACUUUUCCAUUGUUAUGAUUUGCAUAGUACAACCACUCUUCUCCAUAGUACAAUUUACUAUCAAUAGUAAUAUUAUAGGUAGGCGUGUCUGAAAUGCAAUGAUCUAUGUUUAUGAGUUUCUCGUUCAGUUAAUUUUAAUGUUAUUUAAUAAAAGACUCUGUAAUAUCAAUUUUAUUUUAUUUUAGAAUUUGUGCCAAAUGUUAUUGCAUAAUGAUUAGUAGAAUAGGUAUGGGAUAUUAAUAAAUUUAUAGGUAACUUAUGAUGCAGGUACUUACUUAUCUUUAGCCGAAUGUAUCUAAACCUAUCUGAACACAUAACUAAACUUGACACAUAAAUAUUAAAUAUGCAAGCUAUUUUGUUCUGAAUCGGAAUCAUAAUUUUUUAGUCAUAACGAUUUUUACUGUGGAGAUGUAAGUGGCGUAUUGCAUGACGUCACAAUAAUUUUGACUUGUUAUGAUUGUUAUGAAUCCAUCUCAUAUUAAGUAUAACAUUUCGGCGAUUUAAAUCAUUGAAAGCUCUAAAAGAUGUUAAAAAAAAUUAUAUGUAAAAACUAAUUUCAUGAUUUCUGUAAAAAAUUAUAAUUUAUCUAUAGAUAACUAGCCUAUUUAGUCAAAAAUAUGGACAGUUCUAUGACCUUAUUUUAUGCUUGUGCAGAGAUUUAGCUGAAUCUGUCUUUCUGUGCCUGAAAAUUUUGGACACGGGAGAAUUAAAUGAUCCCAAUUUGGAAACCGUCCAAAAAUGCGGCUGCUCAUGCCGAUGUAACUGACAAUCCAAAACUAAUUUUUCUUAAUUGCUUAAGCUUGAGUGUCAUUACUUUUCGGGAACAGAAGGUACGGCUAUAUUAUACGACGAAUUGUUUGCUAUCGUUUACGAACUAGAGGCUGAAAAUCAGUCGACCUCAUUUGCUUUAAAUGUAUCUAUUUGAUUACUCCUUUCAACACCAACAAAGGGCCUAUUCCAUUUUCCUACACAAGAAGAGGUCGUCUGAGGCAUCCCAGGGAGUUUCUAGACUCUUAGUAGAGAUAAUAUUGAAGGCGUAAAUCUAGGUACGCAAACGGUGGCCUAAGUCGUUAUUCCAACGAAGUGUUUAUUGAUGUAUAACUUCAUAAAACACGAUAAUACCUAAGUGUCUAUUAAUGUCAUUUAAUGCACGUUGCACGUAGAUGGAUUCACGCCGCUUAGUUCAUUGACCUUAUAAACAUGGUCGUGUAUAAAGAUCAACUUUGAAUAAUAAGUAAGAUUGUUUCAAACCGUUUUUUUGGUGAUGUUGGACCAUUUAGGUAUAUUCACUGGCAGAUAUUUUUUGUACGCAAUGGGUAGUAAAACUUGUGGUCUACGAUAGACAACGUUAUAUUUGUGGUUUCAGGGGGCCCGAUUCUUUUUUGCUUGAGAUUGCUAGAGCAAUGCUCUAGGCAAUUUAUGUUGUUAUUCAGUUGAGUAAUGCCAGUUAAUGAAAUUGGCAUAAUUUAAACAUUCACAUCAGAGUUCCACGUUAGAAAGCUUGCAUCCCAAAUAUAUCUCUAUAUUUGGGAUUCUUACUGAUUAUCUUGGGGUUCUUUUUAUUCUAAUUUGGUCCGAUGUGGACAGAAGGACUGGUUAGGGCAAAUACCUAGGAACUACCCAGUUUGUCGCUUCGUUCGCAAAUACACCACCCAUAAUUUAAAAAUCGAUUCUGAUGAUUAAAAUGGAAUAAAAUUGACUGUUGCAAUACCCCUAAAAAUGGGAGAACAUUGUUCGAACUUAAGGCUUGAGUUAGGGUAUUCUUACCCUUGGGACUGUUAGGUAUCAGACGUAUGGCGAAUUUAUAGCAACGUUGUCAGGGUCACUUAACGAUAUAUCGAAUAGGAACUAAUUUAUCGACCUGAUCUUUUAAUAAUACACGUAGUGAUUAUUGAUUAGUAUAAAAAGGUUGGCUUACAUAGUAUGAAUCCUGUCAUAUCUUGAACAACAAAGUCUAAACAAGAAAAUAAAUAAUGUUGCAUUUUUCAGAUUUCAGAGAGACAAGGAACCUUUUUCUCAGUGUCAAUCGUCAGUAUCGUCACACAGCUAAUACAUGCCUUUAAUUAAAUUAAUGGCGAUUUAUUAAUAAACAACAAAUACGUGUUAUCUUGAGGCAAAGAUCAACACAAAAGCACAUAAUGCUGGUGAUUUCAUUAUUUGUCGUCCAGAAAUAAUAGCAGCUGUAUUGACUUCCCAAUUUAAACAGUGACUAUUAAUUCAUAGUUCUCGUUACUACACAAGUUGUUGAGCCUCACCUUUUAUGUAAGUUGUGAUAGUAUAGGGACCUUAUUGGAAGAGAUGGGUUUGUGCGAGUUUGACUUGAUAUCACGGGAAUUCAAUAAUUUUAACCUAAAUAUUUUCUAUAAAAUUAGAAAGUGGAGUCAGCGUUUUUGAUAGAUUUGAAGAGUUCACAAAGUCCUAAACUCUAUUAUAUACAGAUGUUUUGAUGAACUACUCACUUAAACACUGCUCGUAUAUUCCUUUUUUGGUCUCGAAUAGAAUUCACUAACUUCCUAUUUUCACCUAAAUAGUACAACUUUAUCGAAGUAAGACAAAGAAGAACACUGGUUUAAGAGACACUGUAAAGAAAUUGUGAAUCUGGUUUACUUACCCAACCCGAAUGUUUAGCAUACAAUUACUUAUAGAUACUUAGUAAUAAUGGUCCUGUUGUUUGGCACUAUACCUACAACUAACGUUCUUGGUUGAAGAAAUGUCACUUUUGACACUGACAGAUCGGAAUCGUAUCGCUGUGAGAUCUUAUAAACAUUGUUCGAAUUGGGCCGUAAGCUAAACUGUUUAAUACUGCAUGUACAUUUCAACAUUUAAUAGCACAUAAUAGCUAUUUGCUCGAUUAAACGUAUUAGGCACAACUGGUGCAAUCAAUUAAGUAAAAUGUAUUUGUAGGUACCUAAAUGAAACUCAAAUGAUGAAUAUGAACGUUACAUAAGUAUGUGCACUUUUAAUGUGAAAUAAUACAAUUAGUGUUGGUCUGUAUGUAAAAGUAGUUUCCUAUAUGUCCAGAUUUGAUGUUUACAGUGUUGAAUCAAUGUGUACCUGUACUGUGUACUGACUGUUUCAUAUUGAAUCAUAGGAUAUCUAUAAUAAAAUAAAUUAAUUACGAUGUAAGGCAAUAGGUAGCAUAAUUCGUUUUUCACCACACCUUGUAAAGACUCUUUAUAUUUCAAAAACUGAUGAGAAAAUUGCAUUUUAUCAAGAGUGCCAAAAUAAUCUGUUGCAAAUUUUGAGUUGUUUCUUCAUGUUGGCUAGUAGAAUUGACUCAUAAGUAAUCAUUUUGAAUAAUACAUACUUAAUAACGUUCAUUUGAAUUUGAUUUGAAAUGUUUUACAGUUAGUAUUUUAUUCGCGUUGGUGUGGUGAAAAAAAUUGUGUUUCACUCGAAAGCAAAGUUUGUUAACCCUCGUGCCUUGAACUCUCGAAAUGCUCAAGAUUCCACUUUUCGAACCACCUUUUAAAUUUUUGGAAACUGGCAAGUUUCGCUUUUCGGGUAUAAAUAUUAGCACCAGUGGUUAAACAACAACUUUGCCCUCGUGUAAAACAAAUAACUAGGGUGAACAGUCUAUUACUGGCCACUCUCCAAUGACUGGCCACCUUAUAAUAAAAGAGAUUCUGUUUAUUAAUCACACAAUCUAACUAAGUUAACAAUAAGAACGAUAGUUAUUAAUUUACUUGAAUUGUGUAAAUAAAUAAAUAGAAUUCUUAUUUUAGUAUAAGGUGGCCGGUAAUUGGAGGGUGGCCAGUAAUAGACGGUUUACCCUAUUGUCAGUUUUUGAUAGAUUAAAGCAUAGCACCUUAUCAAAAACUGAUAAAGUGGUACUGUUUGUCAAAGAAAGACAUUUAAUGUUAAAAAUUUGUCAUAAAGCUGUUGCGAACGAUGAGUAGCGAGGAUACCUACUCUACAAUUUAACAAAAUCCGUCCAGGCGUGAACCGAAGCUCUACAUUUGUUGUCAAAGUUAGCAGAUCUAAAUUAAGAUACCUACUGAGCUGUAGCGACUUGUUGGCGUAGCGCUAGAGAUAUCUGGGCACAUUAACCUUUUGAGACUGGUCAUUGUUUGCAAUUUGCUCUUUUUCCUAAACGUUUGCCAAUAUCUUCCUUAGGCUAUCUCUGGACAGUCGCUGCAAUUCGUAGGUACAGUCAGCGUCAAAUACUUUGUAGCAACCAAAGUAGCCAAAUAGUUCGGUACACCAUAUAUUUAGUAUGGUGUACCGAACUAUUUGGCUACUUUGACUGCUACAAAGUAUUUGACGCUGACUGUACGUAUUGAUAAAAUUACAUGUUUUAAAAAUUGAGAUUUAUACUGAUUAUGUAAUAUUUGUAUCUAUCAGGUGAUAUAAUUGCCGUUCAUAGGUUUAAAAAUACAACCCAACACUUGUAUAUGCAUACAAUGUAGAUUCUUAUCAUUUAUACCCGACUGAAUGAUCAAUAGUCUCAGACGUUUCCAAUCGAGCACUACUUGACGGAUACGUGUUAUGUAGGUUGGUAGCUAGUAGAGUUCAUACUUGUUACGGCUACUUUUGUUUUAGGGCCGUGUGACGGAUGUUUACAAAGAAACGGGACCCUAUAGGUAGAGGAUUAAGAGAGCCAACAUAAAAUGCGGGCCCUCUUGUUAUGUACUACAAAUAUUAGACGUACUAAACUCCGUUUAAAUUUCACAGAUAGGUAUUUGAAUGACGGGUCGAUACUUCAUAUCAAAUUUUAUAUUAAAGGGAUAAAUUGAAAAAAAUACGUGUCCGGCACUUUAAAAUUUGUAGUAUCGCUCGCAGACGUAUAUGCUUGCAAAAAAAAUGGUACUUAAUAUCAAACACACAAAUUUAAUAACGGCGCCAGUCCAAAAUUUUGCGUAAACCAGUGGUUCUUAACCGGUAGUCCGCGAUAUCCGCGGACUACCGGUAAUCUCCGGAAGCACCUGAAGUGGUCCGCAAAUGUAUAAACAGAGCAACCAUUAGCCGACUGAAUUCGGUACUACUAGGUUUUUUUGGGACUUUGUCGAGGCUCUUACAAACAAGAGGUUAAGGAAAGGUGUCAUCUCUGUAUCUUUGAAUUGUAAACGGAGUUUAGGUAUUGGGAAUUUACUAGAACGGCACGGUAACUAUGUGUAAUAUAAAACUUAUAAAAUGCCGAUGCCUGCAUCUGCUCAAGUGUUAAAUGUUGUUUAUGAUAUAAGUGUAUGUAGUUAUUAAUAGAUAGUGUUGUUAGUAUUUACUAAAUGGGCAUUUUCAUGGGUUGUGACACGAAUAUGUGAAGCCAAUUAUACAUUUUAGUACACCGUGUCACUAGAGUUAUGUCACUAUGUCAGCUACAUUUUACAGAUGUCAAACUCGUUUUUUUUUUGUAAUAAAAGGAGACAAGCAACUUACUUUACAUAGACUAAUAAUACAGGACUUGGGCGUAAUUAUAGUACAAUGUUAGUGGAAGUGCUAAGGUCAUGUCCACUGUCGUAGUACCUACUUGUUACUUCGCAACAAUACACGAUGAAAUUACCUAAACUCUUUUUAGACGGAUUGAUUGAUGCCAUUAGUAUUUUGUUGCAGCUACUAUAUAGACGUUUUAUCAAACACGAAAUAUUUAUGUACUCAACAAAUAUUAUUUGGUACUAUCAAUUGCGCGUGUAGGACGCACGUUGCGUGUGACAUGGUAAGGUGAUAACGUGGGCCAUUAAAUAGGUUUCAUUGAAUACAGAUCUUAACUUCUUGUCUGUCGGGGUGUUAACCUAAUGUUAGAUAGAAUGGAGAAGUACCUUAUGCUUGGAUAAUGACCCAAAGCGCAUUUGAUAACGAUCCAUCAGGAAGUAUUUGCUCAGUAAAAUUGUAACAUCUUUAGUCAAAUAUCACUAGUUAACCAUCUAUGUUUUUUUAAAUGAUUUGUACGUAACUGCAGUCAUGGCUUUAACAAUUAUCUUGUAAACAAAAACGAAAUGAGCUUUGAAGUCGCUGAGACUAUUUUGGAGUUUGCUUACUCCAUAUGUUAUUCUUUGCGAUAACUGUUUUAUACUGGAUACAUUUGAUAUAUCAACCCUAUAAAAGUCGUCAAGCAACGCAAAUGCAUAUUCGAGUGUUAAUCGUAUUUCAAUGUGAUGUGGAUAGACGUAAUUCCUCACUACCUUAAACCUCAUUGUAUCCGUUGUAGUUAACCGACAAAUUGACCAACUCCUACGUGUCCUAGAGAAGAGAAUAGUGUCUCAAAGUUGUUGUGGCAAAUAAUUGUACAUAUAUUGACAUAUUUAAUGUAAUAAAAUAAAAUUGAUAUGAUUGAA
Molecule: messenger RNA, 8825 nt
Organism: Cydia pomonella (codling moth)
Lineage: Eukaryota; Metazoa; Arthropoda; Insecta; Lepidoptera; Tortricidae
Gene: MET1
Product: basic helix-loop-helix ARNT-like protein 2
Exons: 1
Coding region: 241-1806 (521 amino acids)
Biological process (GO): regulation of transcription by RNA polymerase II
Cellular component (GO): nucleus; cytoplasm; aryl hydrocarbon receptor complex
Molecular function (GO): RNA polymerase II cis-regulatory region sequence-specific DNA binding; DNA-binding transcription factor activity, RNA polymerase II-specific; protein dimerization activity
Source: RefSeq, a predicted model, not a curated record